AUGGAAGAUGGUCGCAUCCCAGAUGCAAGCAUCACAGCGUCGUCAGUGUACAACAACGACCAAGGCCUUUUCGGACCCACCAGGGCUCGGCUUGGAAAUCCGGACCAUGACGGAGCCUGGUGUAGGGCUGGUACUGUUGACACCGAUCCAUGGAUCCAAGUCGACCUCGGUUCCAAUGCAACCAUUACUGGCGUUAUCACCCAGCUGCCCCCGGGUCGUUACUAUUGGGUGGAAGAGUUCAAAGUGGCCUUCAGCGACGAUGGCCAAGAAUGGACCGACGUCACUGAUUGUGGAUCAAGUACACCGAUGAAGUUCCCUGCAAACUUUGACGAAAACAACCACGUGACCACCACUUUCCCGAAGGCUUUCCAGGCCAGGUUCCUGCGUAUCCUGCCUACUCAGUGGAAGGCAGCAUGCUGUAUGCGCUUUGAAGUCCUCGGCUGCACAAUAAAUGAGUAA
Molecule: messenger RNA, 459 nt
Organism: Patiria miniata (bat star)
Lineage: Eukaryota; Metazoa; Echinodermata; Asteroidea; Valvatida; Asterinidae
Product: lactadherin-like
Exons: 3
Coding region: 1-459 (152 amino acids)
Source: RefSeq, a predicted model, not a curated record